Molecule: messenger RNA, 1374 nt
Organism: Neomonachus schauinslandi (Hawaiian monk seal)
Lineage: Eukaryota; Metazoa; Chordata; Mammalia; Carnivora; Phocidae
Gene: MANEAL
Product: mannosidase endo-alpha like
Exons: 4
Coding region: 1-1374 (457 amino acids)
Cellular component (GO): Golgi apparatus
Molecular function (GO): alpha-mannosidase activity
Source: RefSeq, a predicted model, not a curated record
AUGGCCCGGCGGCGGCGCCGCGCCUGCAUCGCGCUGUUCCUGGUGCUGCUCUUCGCCUUCGGCACCCUCAUGGGCCUGCGCACGCUCAAGGCUCCAGACGGACUCCCGGCGCUGGGCCCGGGCCUGGAGCUGGCGCCCUUUGAGCGACGCCCGGAGGGAGCCCCCGCGCCCGCCGCCCGGGCCCCAGCCGCCCCCGCCGCGCCACCCCCGCCGCCGCCGCCGCCCCGCACCGCUGGCCCGGGCAGGGCCCGGGGGACUGCUCCCGCGGAGGCCGAGCCCGCCCCCGGGCAGAGUCUGCGUGUCUGCUCGGACCUGCACGCCUUCUACUACUCCUGGUACGGGAGCCCGCGGCGCGAGGGCCACUACAUUCACUGGGACCACGUCAUGGUGCCUCACUGGGACCCCAAGAUCUCGGCCAGCUAUCCCCGCGGCCGCCAUAGUCCUCCCGACGACUUGGGCUCCAGCUUCUACCCGGAGCUGGGGCCCUACAGCUCCCGGGACCCCGAGGUGCUGCGGGAGCACAUGACCCAGCUCAAGGAAGCCGCCAUCGGCGUCCUGGUCCUGUCCUGGUACCCACCUGGCAUGGCUGAUGAUAACGGGGAACCCUCAGACGACCUGGUACCCGCCAUUCUCGACACCGCCCAUCAGUACAACAUCCAGGUGGCCUUCCAUAUCCAACCCUACAAGGGCCGGGAUGACAUAACUCUGCAUGACAACAUCAAGUACAUCAUUGACACGUAUGGCUCCCAUGGUGCAUUUUACCGCUAUAAGAACAGCAUGGGUAAGAGCCUCCCACUCUUUUAUAUCUACGACUCAUACCUGACAUCCCCUGAGGCCUGGGCCUACCUCCUGACACCCAACGGGCCCCACUCGAUCCGCAACACCCCCUACGAUGGGGUCUUCAUCGCGCUGCUGGUGGAGGAGGGCCACACCCACGACAUCCUGGCUGCUGGGUUUGAUGGCAUGUAUACCUACUUUGCCUCCAACGGUUUCUCCUUCGGCUCCUCCCAUCAGAACUGGAAGGCUGUGAAGAGCUUUUGUGAUGCCCACAACCUCAUGUUCAUCCCCAGUGUGGGGCCUGGCUACAUUGACACCAGCAUCCGGCCCUGGAACAACCACAAUACUCGGAACAGGGUCAAUGGCAAGUACUAUGAGACAGCCCUGCAGGCAGCCCUGACCGUGAGGCCCGAGAUCGUCUCCAUCACGUCUUUCAAUGAGUGGCACGAGGGCACCCAGAUCGAGAAGGCCAUCCCCAAGAAGACGCCAACACGGCUGUAUUUGGACUACCUGCCUCACCAGCCCAGCCUGUACCUGGAGCUGACUCGCCGCUGGGCAGAGCACUUCAUCAAAGAGAAGGAGCAGUGGCUAAUGUGA